This is a messenger RNA of Mercurialis annua (annual mercury), 2841 nucleotides long. Its product is annotated as transcription factor bHLH140. Gene Ontology annotation, biological process: double-strand break repair; single strand break repair. The coding region runs from base 183 to 2645 and encodes 820 amino acids. The record is from RefSeq and is a predicted model, not a curated record. Gene Ontology annotation, molecular function: DNA 5'-adenosine monophosphate hydrolase activity; mismatched DNA binding; single-stranded DNA binding. Lineage: Eukaryota; Viridiplantae; Streptophyta; Magnoliopsida; Malpighiales; Euphorbiaceae. The transcript has 6 exons. Gene Ontology annotation, cellular component: nucleus.
UGACACAUCGUAAAAAUCUUAGUAUCAUUUUUGCACAUUAUCCCUACAAAUUUAUAAGGCUUCUAUUAUUCGGCUCAGCCCGCCGGCGUCAUCGUAAUGUUCAUGUCUGCUCCCACUUCCGACGUCUAAACGGCAAUUAUUUGAUCAGUAAGUUUUGUCGUUUAGUGCAUCAAAGAAACGACAUGGAUUCCGAUGAUUCUUCUCCACCCGAAACUGAAGAGGUGAAGGCAAAGCCGAUCAUUGUGUUACUGGUAGGACCACCGGGUAGUGGGAAGUCUACGUUCUGCGAGCAUGUUAUGCGUUGUUCUACCAGACCUUGGGCUCGCAUUUGUCAGGACACCAUUAAUAAUGGUAAAUCUGGAACAAAGCCUCAGUGUCUAAGAAGUGCAGCCAAUGCACUAAAAGAAGGGAAAAGUGUUUUUAUUGACAGAUGCAACCUAGAUAAAGAACAGCGUGCAGAGUUUGUCAAGCUUGGAGAUUCUCAAAUAGAUGUGCACGCUGUUGUUCUUGACCUUCCUGCAAAGCUUUGUAUAUCUCGUUCUGUGAAACGUACUGGACAUGAAGGAAGCCUGCAAGGUGGAAAGGCUGCUGCGGUUGUUAAUAGAAUGCUGCAAAAGAAAGAAUUGCCUAUACUUUCUGAAGGAUUAUCAAGGAUUGUCUUUUGUCAGAAUGAGACUGAUGUGAAAGCUGCUGUUGAUACUUAUGCUGUUCUUGGUCCAUUGGAUACUCUUCCGAAUGGUUUGUUUGGUCAAAAGAAAGUAGAUGCCAAAGUUCAACUUGGUAUUAUGAAGUUCUUAAAGAAAGUAGAUUCUCCUUUCAAUGUGGGAUCAAAUCCUGCCAAUAUCCAAGAUUCUGCGGGUGCAAGAAAGGAUCUUUCUUGCAAAGGAUCUGAUAAUGUGCCAUCAUUAACAGCUACUACGACCAAGGAGAUGUUAGAAUCUGAAGACCUGACUGAAGGCUCUCCAAGUGCAGGAAAGGAUCUUUGUUGCAAAGGAUCUGAUAAUUUGCCAUCAUUAACAGCUACUACGACCAAGGAGAUGUUAGAAUCUGAAGACCUGACUGAAGGCUUUCCAAGUGCAGGAAAGGAUCUGUCUUGCAAAGAAUCUGAUAAUGUGCAAUUAUUAACAGCUGCUACAACCAAGGAGAUGAAAGAAACUGAAGACCUGACCAAAGGCUCCAUUUGCAAUGAUGAAGAAAGUAUUCCCACUCUUGUGUUUCCAUCUAUAUCGACAGCUGAUUUUCAGUUCAAUAGUGAGAAGGCGUCUGAUAUUAUUGUUGAAAGAGUUGAAGAAUUUGUGAAGAAGCUUGGAAAUGCCAGGCUCGUCCUUGUGGACUUGAGCCAUGGAUCAAAGAUUUUGACUUUGGUUAGGGCUAAGGCUGCACAAAGGAACAUUGACACAAAUAAGUUUUUCACGUUUGUUGGAGAUAUAACUCGACUUUAUUCGCAAGGAGGCUUACGAUGCAAUGUAAUAGCUAAUGCUGCUAAUUGGCGACUGAAACCUGGAGGUGGUGGUGUGAAUGCUGCAAUUUAUAGUGCUGCAGGUUCAGCCUUAGAGUUUGCAACCAAGGAACGUGCAACAACCCUUCUUCCUGGGCAUGCUUUGGUUGUUCCCCUUCCUUUUACUUCUCCCUUGUAUAACCGGGAAGGAGUAUCCCACAUCAUACAUGUUCUUGGCCCAAAUAUGAACCGACAAAGACCUAAUUGCCUUGAUGGGGACUAUGCUAAGGGCUGCAAAAUUCUCAGCGAUGCUUACACAUCUCUUUUUGAUGGUUUUAUAUCUAUAUUGCAGAACCAAGAAAAGAUACCAGCAAGUAGUAAAAACUUAGUAUCAGAGCCGUCGGUGCAAAAUGCGUCCCGCAGUAUCGUUAGAAAUGUUUUGACAAAUAGUGAUCAAAAGAUUAAGAGAGAUGAUGAUUGUGUAUCUGAGAGAAGCAAAAAAUUUAAAGGAACUCAGAAUGAAUCUAAAGUUGUGAAGGCAAAUGGAGGAGAAAAUAGUAAGAUUGAUGGAAGCGCUUCGAAGAGCUGGAACUCGUGGGCUCAAGCUCUUUACAACAUGUCCUUGCAUCCGGAGAGGCAUAAGACCGAGUUGCUAGAGAUAUCCGAUGAAUAUGUUGUAUUAAAUGAUCUCUAUCCUAAGGCACAAAAGCAUCUCUUAGUCGUGGCACGAUAUCCAGGUCUGGAUAGCCUUGCUGAUGUUCGUCAAGAACACAUUGAAUUAUUAACGACAAUGCAUGAUGUGGGCGUGAAAUGGGCUAGAAAAUUCUUGCAAGAGGACUCAUCAAUGAUUUUUCGCCUUGGAUAUCACUCGGCUCCCUCCAUGCGACAGCUUCACUUGCAUGUAAUCAGCCAGGAUUUCAAUUCAGACCACCUUAAGAACAAGAAACAUUGGAACUCUUUCAACACCGCCUUUUUCAGAGAUUCGGUUGAUGUAAUUGAAGAAAUUAAGAACCAUGGUAAAGCAAAUCUAAAAGAUGAUAAGAGCUACAUGUCAAUGGAGUUGCGUUGUAACAGAUGUAGAAGUGCACACCCUAACAUACCCAAGCUCAAAUUACAUAUUACCAAUUGCCGAGCUCCUUUCCCUUCCUCGCUACUUGAAAAGGAGCGUCUAGUGUUUCAGCAAGACUGUAGUAUGAGUGAUUUAUAGGGUUUAAGAAUUGUGCUUCUGCUAUACCAAAAUUUUGUUGUAUAUAAUUUCUUCUUUUGUAUUGAGUUUGUCUCUAAUGUAAUGAAUUCUGGAGCAUUAGGUUAGGAGUUAGGAUGAUCUGUUGUUGUGAAAGUUUGCUUUUCAAUUUGCCUUCUCUCAUUGAGAGAUAUUAAAGAGAAUGAUUUAUCAUUGUGCA